AUGUCUUAUCAAAAAGACUUACUGAGGCCGGCUGUUGUCAUUGACAAUGGGUCUGGAUCAUGCAAAGCUGGGAUCUCAGGUGAAGUAGAACCACAGUUGACUGUCACAUCAGUCGUCGGCCACCUUAAAGAUAAAGCAGAGGAGUGCUACAUUGGAAGGAAAGCUUUCUCCAAGAAACGUAGCUUGGUUUUGAAUUAUCCCAUUGAGCAUGGCACAAUUGUUCAUUGGGAUGACAUGGAGAAUCUGUGGAGACAUAUCUACAAAAACGAGCUUAAAAUAAAAUCCAGUGAGAGGCCAGUGCUUCUCUCAGAGCCACCGCUGAACCCUCUUCGGACGCGAGAAAUAAUGACAGAGUUGAUGUUUGAACACUUUAAGGUACCUGCUUUGUAUCUUAACAUCCAAGCGACUUUGGCUCUUUACGCAUCAGCACGGACCACUGGCUUGGUGAUGGACAGUGGAGAUGGGGUAACUCACACUGUCCCCAUCUGUGAUGGCUACUGCCUACCUCACGGGGUAUCCAGACUUGAUGUUGCAGGAAAAGACAUUACCAAAUAUCUCACCAGUCUCCUUUUAGACAAAAGUAGUUCGUCUGUCAGCGGAACCAACAAGACCAUGGUGAAUGGCAUUAAGGAGAAGUUCUGCUACGUGGCUUUGGACCCCAAACAAGAACUGGAGAAGAAAACGGAGGAGAUCUUGAAGCUGCCCGAUGGAAACAGUAUAAAAAUCCAUCUCCAGUUUUGCAAGGCACCUGAAAUCCUUUUUGCACCAAAGACCAUAGGAGUCGAGGCACCAGGCCUUCAUACAAUGAUUACCAACAGUAUCAGAAAGUGUGACAAGGAUAUUCACAGGGCUCUGUAUGGGAACUUGGUUCUCUCAGGGGGGACUUCUCUUUUUCGAGGACUGGACGAGAGGGUUUUUAAAGAGAUAGAAUCCCAAAUUCCAAACAGAGUUCCCGUGCGGAUCAUUGCACCCCCAGAGAGAUUGUGUGCUUCUUGGUUAGGAGGCUCAAUUAUAACCUCGUUGUUCUCCUUUCUACCAAUGUGGUUUACCCUCGAGAGUUAUCAAGAAUAUGGUGCGGCUGCAGUCCAUCGCAAAUUCUUUUAG
Molecule: messenger RNA, 1104 nt
Organism: Eublepharis macularius
Lineage: Eukaryota; Metazoa; Chordata; Lepidosauria; Squamata; Eublepharidae
Product: actin-related protein T2-like
Exons: 1
Coding region: 1-1104 (367 amino acids)
Source: RefSeq, a predicted model, not a curated record